AUGCCUCAAGAAUCUAUCGAAAUAUAAAUGUUAAAGCAAUAAGUUUAAUUAUUACAAUAAGAACUUCAAUAAAUUCAUUAAUAUGGCAAUAUUCGUACACUUUGGAAUAACAUAUUCUCUAAAUUAGAAACCAUUACAUUUACAUCUCAACAACCAGUCAAAAUAUAUUAAUAACUAAUGUUUAGACAAAGCUUAUCUCAAGAUUAAAUCAAACCUGAAUAUAUCUCAUCAGAUGCAGCAUGUCAAACUGAAAAUGAUUAAAUUAGAAUAAAUCUAUAAGACAUUAUUAAGUCUUGUAUUUCAUCAAUCAAAAUUGAAAUGAAAAUACAAUAAGAUAGGUAUUUCCAAGAUAAUUUAAAUUAAAUUCAAUAAUGCUUAGAAAAUAUUCAAAAUUAUUCAAAGCAAAAGCUAAUUAAAUCAAAUUAAAAGAUUAGAUCAUCUAUUAAUUCAUCUCUUUAAAUACCAACUACGUUUAUUAAUUUGUCUACAAAAGAAAACUAUAUUCCAAAACCUAUAAGUAAUUUAGAAUAAGAAAUAAAGGUAUUAAUACAAUAUAAUGUUUUAGGAUAGUUAAAUUAAUGAAUUAAAAAAAUAGAAUCAAAUUCUCAAGUAGGAUAUUUAAAACUUAUAAUUAAUUUAGAAUUAAUUAAGCAUACAAUUAGAAGAGAAAGAAGCAAAAUUAAAACUUUUAAAUUUUAUGGUUCUGAAUUAACAGUAAUAAAAAAAUGAAUUUGGAAAUAUGUUUAUUGAUAAUUUUAGAUUAUGA
Paramecium sonneborni is the source of this 766-nucleotide messenger RNA. The record is from the annotation of a GenBank genome assembly. NCBI's taxonomy places the organism in Eukaryota, Ciliophora, Oligohymenophorea, Peniculida, Parameciidae.